Molecule: messenger RNA, 11023 nt
Organism: Cephus cinctus (wheat stem sawfly)
Lineage: Eukaryota; Metazoa; Arthropoda; Insecta; Hymenoptera; Cephidae
Product: fibrillin-3
Exons: 24
Coding region: 2374-10371 (2665 amino acids)
Molecular function (GO): calcium ion binding
Source: RefSeq, a predicted model, not a curated record
GUUUAAUAUUAUACGUUGUUUUUGUGUCUACAAUUUCAAAUUUUAUUUUUCAGGACGACAUGAAUAAUAACUAGAAAGUUAUAUUUCAUGUAAUCUCUCCUCAUGAAAUAUCUUCUAUUUAAGUUAGUCUUCUGCCUAAUUGAACUAAUGAUUCAUUGUUCUCUACGUUUUUUGGAAGUGAGCGUUACAUCAAUAGUGCAUGAUAAAGUGAAGUCUCAGAAUCUGUGAGUAAUGCCUUAACAAUAUUAACGCAAGAGGAGCUGAAGACUGUUACAGCAAUAGAAGCAACAAAAUUAGUUCUUAAUGUAAAGGAUAUAAAAUUUAUUAAAUAUGGGUUACGCAGCAUGAAAGCUGUUACUGUUAUUUACAAACCUGAUCCAAUUAAUAACUAUUAAAGCUGCUAUUGCCACGAUCUUACAAAUUAUCAUAUCAAAAAUAUGUGCCUUAACAUUUGGAUUAUCAGGAAGUAGGAAUUUGUGAGUCCACGACGUGGUCCAGCGCUAAGCGGCCAAAUCCUAUUGAACACUAGAUUUGUGGAUUUACCUUGAUUCCAGCGUCUGCUUUACCUACGGUUAAAACCACUUUGACAUAAUGAAUUCACAGCAGGUUAUUUAGACGCAGCCGAUCAAACAGUCGCUAUAUUGUAAAAUAAAUACGUUUCAGUGUAUUGGGUUCCGGAACUUCUAGUAAAUACGCCCACUAGAAUUUACAUUUAACUUCACAACAGCAUAGAAAAGCUAUGAGAACUUCAGAAAACGUAUAUUAAAUUAGGGAUAUAUGUUUUUCUUGAAGAAAGACGGGUUGCUUGUACACAGGCGCGUCAGUUUUAUACUAGGCUUUUAUACAUAUAAGAACAUACUUUUCUAAUAAUUUUUAUGUCAGCAAUUAUUUAUCAUCCAUACAAAAGAAAAUACACGAACAGAGGUAUACCUCUUAUCACUCCUACACUUUAAUAUAGUACGUACGUAUAAAAAAUAGCAAUAUGGUACAACAAUUAAUUACUAGUAACAUAUAUACAAUAGUAUUGGAAUCAAAUAUACGUAAUAUAUAGUUUCAAUAGUACAUAACGCAUGGUAAUUAAACGAAACUAAGUAAAACCACAUCAUCUACAUUAAUGAUAUCCCUAUUAGGUAUAGAUCACUGCACGCAAUUAUGCAGUGUUGGUUCUGCAACGUUUUGCAAAUACAGAGAAUUCAGUGAAAUCGUAGUAUAGAUAUCAAAAUAUAUUUUACACCGUCGAGUGUAGAUACCAUCGUCAAUAUUGUCACGUCAGGGGUGCCAUAAACCGAUAUAAAUCUGAAAGCACAUGAGAUAAAUUCCCAGCGCGUUGAGAAUCUCGUAAAAAUGGCUACCAUGAAAAAUAAUCCCAUAACAAUAUUUUCGCAAAUCAUAGCCAGACCGCGAGUCCACAAACGGCAAAAGCUGGGAAGCCGUUACUAUAAAUAGGUUACGGAGCCAUAAAAUCAGCUCGCGAGCAAUGAAAAUGGUUUCAGGCAGAAGUGAUUAGCCUGACCUAUGCGAUGUACACGUACAUCCACGAUACCGUAGUAUCCAUGAAAAUCAAAAAUUCUCGUUCCAAACUCCUUUAUUAUCCCCGCGCAGUGUUCUGACAUUGACCGAUGCUAAAUUACGUUUCAAGGUCAUUUCAUCCCUUGCACCAUGGAGUACCGUCAAUCCAUUUUAUUCCGUUGAAGUUCUCUUCGGGACGACGCCGCCGCCAUUUUGGUUUUCAGUUUCCUUGUCGAAAUUUUCCGUCUACCUGUAUCCAAAGAUGAUUAGAUUUUGAAAGGCUUAUCGCUAUAUUUUUGCAAUCGGUACCACAUGCCUAUUUUGGUUUAUUAAUUUUAUUAUUGUUUUGCUAUAUUAGGUCCAGUUUCUAACGUAGAACUUAUAUAUAGGCUUUAUGGCGGAAGAAACAGCAUCUAUACGUUACCGCAUACUCUCUGCUACUCUGGUAGGGCUGAGAACUCAGACUCCGAGAUACAUACACGGAUUCAGUCUCGAAGCGCCAGCCUCGCUGCCGAGCCGGUUCACUCAUAUCGGCAUUGCCGUCCUGCCUGUGCGAUCAUUUUUCCAUCCGAGCCACGUGUUCGUGCCGAUCGACGAUUUUUUGAAUGAAAACUUAAAGCGAUCCGGCCAAUCCGAUCGUUACCCGCAUCACGAUCUUAUUGGAUUUACAUAGUGGUGUGAACGCUCGCGAAAUUUCAGAUCAUAAAAAUUAUUUAUCGCGGGGAUUCCCCUUUAUCGCGCUCAGACAUUCGCGCGCGGGACGCACACGGAAAAUGUACUGCCAAGCGCAGUGCGUGCUUUGCUUUUGGUAGUUUUUGUCAUUUGUGUUACAGUGAUCUUUUUUAACAAGGCAAAUUUUCCAAGAUGAGACACCUAGCUGUUAUAGGGUUGCUUCUUUCUGUCUUUGCUGCAGGUUCAUUAGCUGGCUGUCCGCAAGUGGUGGCACCGCAAUGGGGCGCUGUACGAGAAAGAGUCCUGAAGGAUGGAUCCUUGCAGACAGUCUACUCCUGCUCACCAGGAAGACGAUUAAAGGGACGCAGGAUCCUCACGUGCACGAAUCACGGUUGGGAUUAUCCGGUACCGAAAUGCGUAUCGUUUGACGAAAAAUCGCAAAAGCACCGUGGUCGUCCGUAUAUGGGCGAUGAGCCGCUGGUGUCACUUGAGCGACUUCAGUCCAGAAGGCGGAUGGGUGAGCUCAAGAGGAGGAAGUUCCGUAAGCGUCUUCUAGAUAAAUCAUUCUCGGAAGCUCCCGUAGUCACGCCGAGCUUUAGCCUGAAUGAAACUGUGGCCAGUAGGCUGGACCUGAGUUGUUUCAUGAAAGCUAAGGGUAAGGGUUUACUGAAAGCUCCUCAGCUGGAGUACGCUCGUCCUGCUAAGUAUGCCAGGAGGAAGAACCCAUUGCCACCCUACAACAAGUAUCUGGUGGCUGUCUACGAAUGCGAACCUGGAUACGUCUUUAUGGAUCCUAUGGCCGAUCGUCUUUACUGCAGUGACGGGACGUGGCUGGGCGACCAGCCCAUGUGCGUCGACAAGGCUCAGGUGACGCCGCUUCAGGAUAUGAGAAAGUGCGGCGAGGACAGAGGAGGGUGCGAUCAUGUUUGCGAGGACACUGCCACAGGACCCAGAUGCUCCUGCUUUGAAGGAUUUCAUUCGAAAGGAUCUUCCUGUCUAGAUAUUGACGAGUGUCAAGAAGGUACGGCAGGCUGUGCUGAAAUCUGCCUCAAUGAUCCGGGUUCAUUUCAUUGUGAAUGUCGUAAGGGUUUUCAAUUGGAUGCCGAUGGCCGAUCUUGCCAAGACGUAAACGAGUGCCUUUUGAACAACGGGCACGGACCCUGCCAAGGUACUUGUCACAAUUUAGAUGGCGGCUAUGAGUGCAGCUGCACGGAAAUACCUGGGUAUAAGCUCGCUGCGGAUAAUCACACCUGCGAGGACGUUGACGAAUGUGCUGAGAACAAUGCCGGUUGCUCGCACAAUUGUCUCAACACACCAGGCAGUGUAUUUUGUUUGUGUCCUGACGGAUUCCGAUUGGCUGACAACUGGAAGACUUGUGAGGAUAUUAAUGAGUGCGAGAGCGAUGCGAAUGACUGUGGGGAGGACGAGGAGUGUCGGAAUUCACUAGGAUCUUACAAGUGCAUUUCUAAGCCUAAAAGCAUCACUAAGGUCCUGCAGAGCGAGGAUUAUGAUGCCGAGGACGAUGAUGAGGAUGAUUACGAGGACGAGGACGUUACUGAGCUUCCUGAGAGCGAGAAGUGCGAGGACGGAUUCAAAAGGAACGAAAUGGACGAAUGCAUUGAUAUCAACGAGUGCAUAGAAGGAGACGAGGGGGAACCUCAUGGCUGCCAACACGAGUGCGUUAAUGAAGACGGAGGAUACUACUGCAGCUGCAAUAAAGGAUAUGACAUCCAGGACGAUGAUGUUUCUUGUGUGGAUAUUGAUGAGUGUGACAAGGAUCCGCCCUGUUCACACGUGUGCAAUAACACAGAGGGUUAUUAUCGCUGUUCCUGUCCUGAAGGAUUCUCUUUGGAAGCUGAUAAUCAUACCUGCACCGAGGAUCAAGAAAAGAAGGACUGUGAUAACUUAGAUCCUCCAUGUUCCCAUAAGUGCAACGAUACUGAAAAUGGUCCUGUUUGCCAGUGUCCUUCGGGAUAUAAGUUGGACCAGGAUCAAAUAUCCUGUCUGGAUAUAGACGAGUGUACCCAAGGACUCUGUUCUCAUAGUUGCGUUAAUCUAGAAGGAAGUUUCGUGUGCUCCUGUCCCGAAGGAUUAGAACUUGAAUCCCAUGAGAAAUUCAAUUGUACUGACGUCAAUGAGUGUAUUGGAAAUCAUGGCUGCCAACACGAGUGUCACAAUGUGCAUGGUAGUUAUAAAUGCAGUUGUUCUUCGGGCUACGUCCUUAAGGACGAUGGGAAAACUUGUAAGGAUCUGGACGAGUGUAUGAGCGAUCAUCUUUGCUCACAUAGCUGUGAGAAUUUGUUAGGAAGUUACAAGUGUAUUUGUCCUUCUGGUUAUGAAUUGUCACAGGAUAAUAUCACCUGCAAGGAUAUCAACGAGUGCGAACAGAGUCCUGAUUGUUCUCAUGGAUGCAGUAAUAUCGAGGGUUCCUAUAAAUGUGAUUGUCCCGAAGGGAUGUCCUUGGGGACGGAUGAGAAAUCCUGCGUGGAAUCUGGUGGCUGCGCUGUGUUAUCUUGCUCGCAGGAUUGCGUCAAGGAACAGGAUACGUACCGAUGCGUGUGUCAGGAUGGGUUUGUUCUUUUAGAGGAUGGCAGGACCUGUCAGGAUCUAGAUGAGUGCGCCGAAGAUGAGCAUGACUGUUCGCACGACUGUAUCAAUGUGCCAGGAAGUUACAAGUGCGCGUGUCCUGGGAACUUGAAACUUCAUGAUGAUGGGCUUACCUGUGAGGACGGACAGUGUCCUGAAGGACUUCGACAGGACGAGGAUGGGGAGUGUCAGGAUAUUGAUGAAUGCGCUGAGAAGGAUCACGACUGUUCUCAUACGUGUCUCAAUGAAUAUGGAACGUAUCGUUGUGCGUGUCCUGUAGGAUUACGUUUGGCUGAAGAUGGAGUUGGUUGCGAAGGGUCUGAUCCUUGCGGGAAUUCGUCCUGUUCUCAUUUGUGUGUUCACGAGGGCGGAAGCUAUAAGUGCGAGUGCCCUUCCGGCUAUGAUCUUCAGGAUGAUGGUUUUACGUGCAAGGAUAUAGACGAGUGCAAGGAUCAGAUUAAAAAUAAUUGUACUGAUGGAUGUGAGAAUCAUGAAGGAUCCUUUAGCUGCUUGUGUCCUGAAGGAUAUCGGCUUCAGGACGACAAGCGCAGCUGUGCUGACAUCGACGAGUGCGUUGAUCGAACUCAUAAAUGUAGUCAUACCUGUACAAAUACUGAGGGGGGAUACAAGUGUUCGUGUCCUUCAGGAUUUUAUUCCCUGGAUGACGAAAAAUCUUGCAAGGACAUUGACGAGUGCGAGGAUCAUGACUUCAGCCAUCAGUGUUCGCAUGCUUGUGUCAACACCAUUGGCAGUUACAACUGCACGUGUCCUCCAGGAUUCAUACUUGAUGCUAAUCAAAGGACCUGCAAUCCAGAAAAAGAUCCUUGCCAGCAGGAUCAAGGCUGUUCGCAUAUCUGUGAACAGGACGGUGGAAAAAUUCGAUGCGAAUGUCCUGAAGGGUACGAGUUGUCGGUGGAUGAAAAAAAUUGUCAAGACGUUAACGAAUGUGCGGAAGGAACCCACGAGUGUUCGCAUUCUUGUAUAAAUCAAGAGGGAUCGUACAAUUGCGAUUGUCCUGAAGGAUACGAAUUAAUGGAGGACGAGAGAACUUGCCAGGACAUUAAUGAAUGCCAGAGUAAUCAUAACUGUAGUAAUAUAUGUACGAAUACCGAAGGCUCCUUCGAAUGUUCAUGUCCGGAAGGACAUCGGCUUUCUAACGACUCCAAGACUUGCGAGGAUCACGACGAGUGCAGCGAGGAUCACGGCUGUUCCCACGAAUGCAUUAAUCUUCCAGGAAGCUUCCGUUGCGAAUGUCCUGCAGGAUUUAUUCUGGGAAAUAAUUCCCUCACUUGUCAGGAUUAUGACGAGUGUCACGAGAAUCACGGCUGCUCUGACAUUUGCAUCAAUCAGCAUGGAAGUUUCCGCUGUUCUUGUCCCGAAGGUUACGCUCUCGACCAGGACGAGAGGACCUGCAAGGAUAUAGACGAAUGCGUUGAAGGACACGAAUGCUCUCACACCUGCACCAAUGAACCUGGUGCCUACAGUUGCAGUUGUCCAGCCGGCUACGUCCUUGCUAAGGAUGAAAGAAGUUGCCAGGACCUCGACGAAUGUGCACAGGACGAAAAUGAAUGUUCCGACGAAUGUGUUAACACAGUAGGAAGCUUCAUCUGCGCCUGUCCCGAAGGAUUUUUACUUGACGAGCACAAGCGCACCUGCAAGGACCUUGACGAAUGUGCAGAAAAUCUGCACGAGUGUUCCCACGGGUGUGAAAAUUUCGAUGGCGGCUAUUACUGCUAUUGUCCUGAGACCAUGGCGAUCAGCCAGGAUAACAAGACCUGUGUAGACAUAGACGAGUGUUCCCUGGAGCACAACUGCACUCACACCUGCGUUAAUAUUGUUGACGGGUACAGGUGCGAGUGUCCUUCAGGAUAUACUCUAGAUCCUGACGGUCGGACCUGCAUAACCAUAGAUCAUUGCGGUGACGAUCAUGGCUGCUCUCACAGCUGCGUGAACGUCGAAAACACAUAUUUCUGCGAGUGUCCUAUAGGAUACACCCUGAAACAGGAUAACAGGACCUGCAAGGAUAUCGACGAAUGCAUAGAAGGCAACGAAGUUGAUAACGCCUGUUCUCACGAGUGCGUCAACACUCUGGGAAGUUACUUUUGCGAAUGUCCUCGUGGAUAUAAAAUUGGAAAGGAUGGCAAAACAUGCGAGGAUAUUAACGAGUGUAUUCUGGAAAACGGCGGAUGUUCCCACUUGUGCGCCAACACGGAUGGCGGUAUGGAGUGUGCUUGCCCGAAGAAUUAUCGACUCCUCGAGGACGACGGGAAGACCUGCGUCGAGAUCGAUGAAUGUUUCAUCGACAAUGGCGGGUGUUCUCAUUUCUGUCACUAUGAAAGUGGUAACAUAACCUGUACGUGUCCCGAAGGCAUGACCCUGUCCGAGGAUGAGUUUCAUUGUCUGGAGGAAGACAAGUGUCGUGCCGAUAAUGGCGGUUGUUCCGAUAUCUGUGUCUCCGCUAACGGCACUGUCGACUGUCAAUGUUCCCUUGGCUUUGAAUUGUCCACAGAUAAAAAGACCUGUAUUGACAUCGACGAGUGCAUUAGAAACGAGGAUAACUGCACUCACGUCUGCAGAAACAAGGAGGGUGGUUUCGAAUGUGACUGCAACGAAGGAUUCGUUAUUAAUCCAACGAACGAUGCUUUGUGCGACGAUGUAAACGAAUGCGAUAACGAUAACGGCGGCUGUUCACAGUCGUGCUUCAAUACCGUUGGCUCCUACUCCUGCAGCUGCUUAUCGGGUUACAUCUUGGAUCACGAUAACUCAACUUGCCUCGAACAAAAUGAAUGCAAGCUCAAGAAUGGUGGCUGCUCUCACAACUGUCACAAUGAUAACGGCAGCCCACUUUGUUCCUGUCCGCCAGGAUACGAACUGAAACCGGAUAAGAAAACCUGCGUCGAUAUUAACGAGUGCAAAGAAUUUGAAAACGACAUAGACUCCGGUUGUUCCCACGAAUGCGUCAAUUUGGAAGGCAGCUACCACUGUCAGUGUCCCGCAGGAUACGUGCUGCUGCCGGAAGAUAAGAAAACCUGCGUCGACGUAAACGAGUGUUUGGCUGAGAGUCACAAUUGUUCACACAACUGUUUGAAUUUGUUAGGCAGCUACGUAUGCAGCUGUUACACCGGACACUAUCUGCACUCUGACAUGUCGUCUUGCUUGGAUAUCGACGAGUGUCAACGGAAUAACGGCGACUGCUCGCACGGUUGCACCAAUACCAUUGGCGGUUACUUUUGCAACUGUCCUGAAGGACUGCAGCUGUCGCAGGACGAACGCACCUGCAUCGACGUCAACGAGUGCAAAACCGGCGUCGCAAAGUGUUCCCACGAGUGUAUCAAUACUCUUGGCUCCUGGAAGUGCAUCUGCCCUGACGGCCACGUGCUCUCGAACGAUUCCCGCACCUGCAUCGACGUCGACGAAUGCAAGGUCAACAAUGGCGACUGUUCUCAUGCCUGCUUCAAUACCGCCGGUGGAGUCAAGUGCAGCUGUCCCGUGGGGCUGCAGCUGCAUCUUGAUCAGAAGACAUGUCGCGAUGUCGAUGAAUGCGUUGUUGAUAACGGGAGAUGUUCGCAUAUUUGUAUCAACGUCGAAGGAUCCUUCAAGUGCAGCUGCCCUAAAGGAUUUCAUCUAGGAGCUGAUCACAGGACCUGCCAGGACGUUGAUGAGUGCGAGAACGAAAAUGGCGGCUGCUCGCAUAUCUGUGUCAAUAGGCCAGGAUCGUUUCAUUGCGAUUGCCCUGCGGGACACGUUUUGAGGAAUAGCAAGAUCUGUCACGCCUCGGAUCCUUGUGAUAAGAAUAACGGAGGAUGUGAACAUAUCUGUGAGAAUUCUAACGGGAUUCCUCGUUGCUCCUGCAGAAAAGGAUUUAGAGUGGCUGAAACUGAUUCGUCCAAGUGCGUCGAUGUUGAUGAAUGUGCUGCUCCAAACGAUUGUGAACAUUACUGCGUGAACACUGUCGGCUCGUACAGGUGCGGGUGCAAGGAUGGAUUCUAUAUGAGAAACUCAACGUGCAUUGAUAUAGACGAGUGCGCUAAAGGCAGACCGUGCAAAGGAAUGUGCAUAAAUACACAAGGUUCUUAUCGUUGUGCAUGUGCUCCUGGCUUUCGCGGCGAUGGAAACGUUUGCGCGGAUGUAAACGAAUGCGAAUUGAAUAAUGGCGGAUGUGCACACGAAUGCGUGAAUACUAUGGGAUCAUAUAAGUGCACAUGUCGUCCUGGAUUCAUUUUAAAUUCUAGAAAUAAAUCUCUGUGUCAGGAUUUAAACGAAUGCUUAACUCGAAAUGGCGGAUGUAACGGGGAUUGCGUUAAUACACCAGGAAGUUUUUAUUGCGUAUGUGGAGACGAGAUGGUCUUAGCACCCGAUGAAAGGACCUGUAUCGAUCGUGACACUAGAUGCCUUGCCAUGGAGAUACCUGCAUAUGCUGACAUCAGAUGUCCGGGACAUCCUUCAAGAUCUAAGGAUUAUCCUCAGGGAGCAAGGUGUCAUAUCCGUUGCAGAGAAGGAUUCAAACUCGAAGGACCAAGUACCAGGUACUGCACUGCAGGAGGUCGAUGGAAUGGACGUGAACCAUUAUGCAUAUACGAUGACGGAGUAUCCAGGACCUACGGUUGCCAAGGUGGACGCAGGAAUUGUACCACUACAUUUCGUCGGGUUCUCCUACCGGACAUGCCACGACCCUUUAUUAGAUGUCCCAGUGACGUAGAUAUGGAACUUCCGUUACGUCAGAAUACGGUACGAGUUUCCUUUCCGCAGCCCAAGUCUAACAUGGACUGGUGGAGAUACAUAGAAGCGUCUCCGGCUUGGGGAAAACAAUUGCAGGCUGAUCUGGGUGCAGGGACCACAGUUGUUACGUUCACUGCUUGGUCACCAGUUUCCAAUUACACCAGUAGUUGCAGGAUCGUCAUACGUGUACGGGAUACAGAGAAUCCGAAAGUAUCAACUUGUCCCACUUCGUUUGAGGUACGGCUAAAUCCUGGCGAACGUAAUCGACUGGUAUUCUGGCAGGAGCCAAGGUUUACGGAUAACGUGAAGGUUGAUCACGUCUACAAAACGAGGCAACCAGGACAGUCCCUGUAUCCAGGAACUCACAAUAUUCACUACGUUGCUUCUGACGCAGCCGGAAAUCGGGCCGAGUGCCAUUUUUCGAUACACGUACGAGAAUCGGAGCAGCAUCGCGAAUCCGAGCAUAGGACCUACAGGAAGAUGCUCAUGUGCCCCGGUAGACCGCCACAGCCUUUACCUGCAUCGGUUUAUACGAUACCCAGAGGAUGCUAUAUGCGCUACACAAGGAUCUUCUCCGGGACCUAUGCACUUCAGCACUAUCAGAGCCUCCAAGAUGGGUAUCAGGACUCCCGAGCUGCUUAUCACCAGGUUCAUCCUAUAAUACGUACUCAGCAUCCCCAAGGAACACGAGCUUAUCAGCUCGUCGACUGUAAGUAUUCCACGCAGCAGCAACAGUACAAUAUGCAACAACAGUAUCGUCGGCAACAACUGCAAAGACAACAGCAAUACAGACUUCGGAAAAGUGACUACGGUGGUCAGUUGUCGGGGUACGCUCGUGGUCGAGUGGAAACGAGGAUCCUACCACGUCGCAAAUGCUGCACGUAAAUAAUGUCGGAGAGCCGAGAGAAAAUAAAGAGAACGCAAUAUAACGCGAGCUAUCGCUGGCUGCUACAGUAACGUAAAUAACCACUUAGAUCAAGACAUAUAUUAAUGUACCAGAGCGAGAUCAAAGUUCCUCAAGUAAAUUUUCGAGGUUAGGUGGAUAAAGGUGGAUCGUGGACGAAGAGUUCAGGACCUCUGGCUGAUUAAUCGAUAUAUCAUUUGAAUGGAUGGAUGAUUCUUGGAUUACCAAUAUCCGACCAUCUUCGUCGAAUAAAUGAAAUCCAACUUGAUACAUAUAUAUACAUACUUGUAUGUAUAUACAUAGCUUAUUAUAGCUUACUGCCGAUAUUAUAAUAAUUUACAAACAAUUUUUUCAUCUUGUUGCACUAAUUCAUUUAUUUGUUCCUCUUUUCGGCUUUGAAAAAUAAAAGGAGAAGACGUCGAAGAAAUCGAUGCAGCUUCGUUCGAUGGUAACACGUGCCCUUAUUAGGUUUCUUUUAAUAAGUGUGUUGUAAUUUGUAUAUUUGACAGGUAAAUUUUAUACAUUCAUAAUAUUGUGUAAUAUAAUUAAUCGUUAUUGUAACAACGAUAUGCGAAUGGCGCAUGGAAUAAUAAUAAAUAAUAAUAAAGAGAAGAUACACAUAUAAGAAUGAAA